Messenger RNA from Aspergillus homomorphus CBS 101889, 1349 nucleotides. RefSeq lists its product as uncharacterized. The record is from RefSeq and is a predicted model, not a curated record. Bases 151 to 1218 code for a protein of 355 amino acids. Lineage: Eukaryota; Fungi; Ascomycota; Eurotiomycetes; Eurotiales; Aspergillaceae. The transcript has 4 exons.
UCGCCAAGUAAUCAUUUGACACUCGACAGGGCCACAAACCGUAUUUCCCCUAGAUCCGGAAGCUUAACGAACGGCAACCGAACCUAGAUAUAUCUACCUGGGACCUGCCACUGGAACAAUGAAAUUUGCCAGGAUGUGCUCUCCGUCAAGAUGAGUUCCGACAGUUCUUCGAAUACCGGCCCGUCCCUGAUGAGUGGCCUCUGGGCGGCUGUCGGCAUCACCACUUUCAUCCUCAUUCUCCGCAUCGUUGCUAAGAUCAAGAUUCGGCAUUUUCGCAUUGACGAUGUGCUGAUGAUUGCGGCGCUGAUUCUGACCCUCUCUUCCAUGGGACUUUUGACCCAUUCCGUGCAGCAUGGCUUCGGCAAAGACCUCGAGACCCUGGACAGACCUGAUCUGGAAGCUGUGUUGAAAGACAUCGCCAUUCAAGUACCACUCGUUACCUUCAGCACCGGCAUGGCCCGCUCCUCGUUCGUCCUCUAUUUGCUGGGGAUUCUCGGUGGGAAAAAACCAUACCAGAUUGCGUUAUGGACAGCCAUGAUGCUGCAGCUUGUCUGCAAUAUCAUUGCUGCCGUUCUACCGCUCAGCAUUUGUCGCAAUGUCAAAGCGUUAUGGAUUCCUGGGACUAAGACAACCUGCGGCAAUACUGUCGCGGUGAUCCAUUUUGCUUAUUUCCAGUCUUCGAUCAACACCGUGACCGAUCUAUUCCUGGCAGUCUUCCCCACGGUGAUUUUCUGGAACCUGAAUUUGAAGCUCCGCAUCAAGCUCAGUUUGAUUGUCUUACUGAGUUUGGGUAUUGUGGCUAUGAUCGCGUCCAUCAUCAAGACCACCAAGCUCGACCAAGUCCCUAGUGUGACCAAUGUUGGCGCGUCGGGAGGAGUGGAACUAAUUCGCUGGGGUUACACCGAGAACUUGAUCAUCAUCAUGACCUCGUCUAUCCCUUGUAUCCGACCACUCUUGAUAUCCUCUGUGAGGAAAUUUUCCAGCAAUGCGAAGUCUCGCUCCUACGAGCUCACUGGGCCCCUUAGCGGCAAUAAAGGCAAUACGAGAAAUGGCACUUCACAAUCACGGAAUCUGGAACGGAGGGAUGAUGAUGCCGACAGUGUCGAGCAGAUCCUGCGCGAUGCCUACCAGCAGAAUUCGGCGAUGGAGGCCGGCCAUGGUAUUACAAAACAAGUCGAAAUCUCAGUGAUGUCCGACGAUUCGUCUUUCCGGCGAUAACCAGAUCUACUUUGGAGCGACCAUUCACUCUUUUGGAAUAUUUUUCUUUGUCCUUCCUUUAUUUCUUUGGAUCAUGUCUUCCCUCUCCUGCACAUGUGGGACAUAUAGAGUACUAUAUUGAUGACGACGGG